Rhipicephalus microplus (southern cattle tick) is the source of this 1621-nucleotide messenger RNA. RefSeq lists its product as uncharacterized. NCBI's taxonomy places the organism in Eukaryota, Metazoa, Arthropoda, Arachnida, Ixodida, Ixodidae. The record is from RefSeq and is a predicted model, not a curated record. Gene Ontology annotation, molecular function: zinc ion binding.
GGUAGGUGUUCUGUGGGUUGGUCGAUUAGAGAGCUGUGAGUUAUGUGAGGAUGCGUUGUCUACAGAACACUCGACGCCCAAUCCCCCGUAGUGGAUAGGAGCCAUAAAUCUAGGAAGAAGCAAGCGCCCGUUGUGUAUUUUUUUGUGUGUGGUGUGUCAUCUCGCGAUUGUUGAUGAAUCAGCAGCCCGAGCUUCUACGGUCACAGCUGGUUCGCGGAUGAAUCGUGUUGCCCAUUGGUUAACUGUCCUGAUUGAUUGAAAGCGAAAGCGACGCCCGCGACAGAAUGCAUGCCAAGAGGGUGGUGAUCCCCAAAUUGCCUGUACAAGGAACGUCCGAUGAUGAUCAUGGCGAUCAAGAAUCCCACGCAAAAAAAAAAAGGGCUGAAAAAAAAGCACUUCCUAUGUCGCAGGACACAGAAAGCUUGGUCGAAGAUCCAUUGAAUAUGAUCAAAACUGCCUGCAGUGAACAUGUUCCUUCACCAUGGCUAUCUGAUGCUCAACCACAGAAAGAAACUAUGGGAGAAGAGAGACCUAGAAACAUUACACAUUUAGGUCAAAGUGGAAAUUUCAUUCAUAUGGGAGAUGGUUCAUGUUUCUUGCCUGGCGAGGUUUUGGCAAAUGUUGUGACACGUGCUGAAGAGUAGCCGGGGACCGGCUGCGCAGGACAUUGCGUGGAACGUUCAGUCUGCGUCAACUGUAUCAGGAAUCGCUGGUCGCCAACCUACACGUGUCUGUAAAGCUGUUGUCAGCAAGCCCUGUGCAAAGGACACCUCACGUGACCACGACACCCCCCUGCCCUCCUCCAGCUUAAAAAGAAAGUUUCACUGACACCGUCUUGGGCAGCAGCAGCGGAACAGGAAAAGCCCGUGCUAAACUGCAUUUCAACGUUUUCCAGGUUUGUGAAUGGCAUAUCUUUUGUAUUAUUUUUCAAGACACUCUACACUUAACUGUGCCCUACACGGUUGCCCACGAACUUGUUGCCAUGUGUACUGUUACUGAUGUAUCUUACUUUGAGUGUGGCUUGUCUGUUGGUUCUGAUGAUGAUUGCAUGAUAUGCAGUGAUUGCCUCAGUUUAUGCCACUUAGGAACUUGCUCUGGCAUAAGUGAAAGAAUAUUUAAAGGUAAAUCCGAUGAAAUGUAAGAACAGUAGUGUAGUCCCACAUGCAUAGGAAUAUGGGUAAAAAAGGUUAUCAAUCACCCAAAUGUCCUAGCUAUUGCAGAGUUAACAGAGACAGUGAAAAAAGAUACUGUUGCUCAUAUCGAGCUCAUUGUUCAAAUGCUGUCUGACAAGUAUGAUGGUGUACUGACAGCCAUUAAGAAACAGGAUAGCAAGUUGUCAGAUGUGAAAGGGAAAAAUCAUUCUGCAGAACCAAGCUCGAACACUAAAGGAAUUCGAGACACAAAAUGUGAACUGAAUGAACUAGAGCCGUAUAACAGAGAGGUAAAUAUGGAGUUUCAUGAGAUUCGUAAGACUGAGCAUGGGAACUUGCUGCGUCGAUUGCGAUGCCUGCUCUGACAGAAAAUGAUGUUACUGCAAUACACUGCCUUCCUUCAGAAGGGGACAAACCCCAAGCAUCAUUGUACAUUUCUCACGAGAGUCAGUUCGAGACAGCUCGCUACA